AUGACAUUUAGAGAUAAUCCAAGACUCGGAUCAGUUGGCAAUACAUCUACAGAUCACAUGACUAUCACCCCAAUUGGUCAACCGGUAAAGAGGCCAAGAGGUCGACCGCGAAAAAGACCAAGAGUUGAGACACAAACUCACGACACGAGUGGAUGCGAUGGCCAACCAAUGGAUGACACAAAUGAUGGACAACUGAUUGACACCAAAGAUCACUUGACGGCUGACGCGACUGGCGAUCACACAAAGACAUCGUCUGCGAGAAAACCUGAGUUUUGGUUCAAGUGUUUGGCCGAAGACUGCGAUUACGAGUUCAUCGCAAAGAUAUCACUGAUUGAACACAUGAAGAAUAGUCACCGAAUCCAAGACACGUACGAAUGCGAUGAUUGCGAUGACAUGUUUCUGACCACAGAUGCGCUCAAUCAACACAAACACCAAACUCAUAGUCUUAAGCCAUUUGUGUGCACUCAUGAGUCCUGUGGGAUGUGUUUUAUAAAAGAGUCUACACUUAAGCAACACAUUCUGGCCAUUCAUACAUCGAGUGGUGAACAAAGCCUUGAGGGUAACGAUAAUCGGGAAGACUUGUCUGGAUCUGAUGUCGUGAUCGAUGACACGGAUGAUAGCGAUAGUGAUUAUGUGGCACCAGUUGGCCGUCCGGGCAGUGAAUUCAAGUGCGAUUACGUGGGAUGCGAUCGAGUGCUGUCUUCAUCGCAAGCGUUCCGAAGACACCAAUUGACACAUUCUGUGGACAAGCCGUUCAAAUGUCCGGUCACUGGCUGUCACUUUCAGACUAUCCGUCGCUAUAAACUACGGAAUCAUUUGGACAAACAUUCCGUCGGUGAUCAGCCCUAUCUGUGCGCUGUCGAGGGUUGUGGUGAGUCCUGUUUCAGCGCCGAAGACCUGAGUAGACACCACCGACUGAGGCAUAAGUGGCUGAAGAAUCCCAUUCAUAGACCAGUGAUGAGAAAGAAAGAGAAGAAAUUCAAGUGCUCUCACGUUGGAUGCGAUGCAGUGAUGACACACAGAGAUCUGAAGAGACACCAGUGGACGCAUACGGCGGACCGACCGUUCAAAUGUCACGCCAUUGGCUGCGAGUUUAAGUGCAUACGAAGGGGUCAAAUGGAAGGACACGUGAUGACCAAACAUACCGCCGAUGAGUUCACUGAUAACAGUUACUACAGAUAUAAUAGUCUCGAAGACACUUCUGGAGAUGAUCUCGACGUUAGUGUCGGCGCCAAUGAUUCUAUGGAUAAUUCGUUAAUUGGCGGCGCUUUUCAAUGCGAUUACGAGGACUGCCGUAAAGUGUGUUCCGAGUGGUCGACACUAAAGCGCCACAAAUUGACGCAUUCUGCGGAAAGACCGCACAAAUGUCCGGCCAUUGACUGCCAGUUCCAGACCAUACGGCCGUAUCAGCUGCGCAACCAUAUGAAGCGUAAGCACGAAGGCGUCGCUUACUAUUGGUGUCCGCGCUAUAGUUGCGGUAAACUGUUUCUAACCGAUGAAGAACUCGCCGAACAUACUGUCGACAAUCACAGCCAAUCGCCAGUUCCUGUUAGUGGCCAGUCGUCGGCCAAAGUGUUUUCGUGCGGUUUCAUUGGUUGCAACAAAAAGUUUGCGAAAAAAUGUGACCUAAUUGGACACCGAUUCACACACACGGGUGACAAGGAGUUCCAGUGCACGGCCGAGGGCUGCGCCGAGCGGUUCGCGCGGCGCGCCUACUUGAACGAC
Molecule: messenger RNA, 1725 nt
Organism: Medioppia subpectinata
Lineage: Eukaryota; Metazoa; Arthropoda; Arachnida; Sarcoptiformes; Oppiidae
Source: the annotation of a GenBank genome assembly